Molecule: messenger RNA, 1683 nt
Organism: Naumovozyma dairenensis CBS 421
Lineage: Eukaryota; Fungi; Ascomycota; Saccharomycetes; Saccharomycetales; Saccharomycetaceae
Gene: SRV2
Product: adenylate cyclase-binding protein
Exons: 1
Coding region: 1-1683 (560 amino acids)
Biological process (GO): cytoskeleton organization; regulation of adenylate cyclase activity
Cellular component (GO): cytoplasm
Molecular function (GO): adenylate cyclase binding; actin binding
Source: RefSeq, a predicted model, not a curated record
AUGGUCGACACUACUCUUAAUGCAAAAUUCUCCAUGCAAGGUUACAAUCUUGUUAAGUUAUUGAAAAGACUGGAAGACGCUACUUCAAGAUUAGAAGACGUCACCAUCUACCAAGAAGGUUACAUUCAAUCUAAGAUCCAAAAGGCCUCAGCCGCUGCUGGUACCUCUGCACAAGCUUCCAUUGCCUCUGACAAGGAUUCCAAGAUUGCAUCUGCUUCUAAUACCAAGCAACCACCAAAACCAGAAGACUUCACCGAAGCAAUUGAACUUAAAAAGGACCAACCAAAAUCUGUCAUUGAGUUCAAAAAUUUUAUCAAGAACUCGGUGGAUCCAAUCUUAGAACUCUCGAAAGAUAUAGAUCCAACAGUUACAGAUUCUAUGAAAUUGAUCUCACUUGCAUUCGAUUCCCAAUUAAGAUUAAUCAAGAUUUCAACUGUCUCAAAGAAACCAGAUUACACUUCUACUGACUUCACAAAUACCUUGAAACCAAUCAAUGACGCUAUAAUGAAAAUUAAUGAAUUGAAAGAUACUCAUAGACAAAGUAAAUAUUUCUCUUAUUUGAAUGCUAUCACAGAAGGUGCUCCAUUAUUCUCUUGGAUCGCCGUUACCACUCCAUUAUCUCUUUUGACAGAUUUUAAAGAUGCUGCUCAAUUUUGGACUAAUAGAGUAUUAAAGGAAUUUAAAGAUUCUGAUCCAAACUCUGUAGUAUGGGUUAAAUUAUUCUUACAAAUGUUCGAUGAUUUGAAAACUUACGUUAAGGAAUACCAAACUAAUGGAUUGGAUUGGAAUAAUGCAACCGGUAUGGAAUUUUUAGCUGCCGUGAAACAAGAAUUAUCUACCUCUACCUCUACCUCUACCUCUACCUCUACCUCUGCCCCUGCCCCUGCACCAAGUGCCGGUGGUCCACCACCUCCUCCACCUCCACCACCUGCAUCUAUUUACGAAAUUAAAUCAACCUCUGAACCUGCCUCUGCACAAGAACAAGGUAUUGGAGCUGUAUUUGCUGAAUUGAAUCAAGGUGAAAAUAUUACAAAGGGUUUAAAGAAAGUGGACAAAUCUCAACAAACUCAUAAAAACCCACAAUUACGUGCCUCAUCAACUGUCCCCGCUAUAUCCUCUUCAGACUCUAAUUCCUCGUUUGAUACACCACCAAGAAUCCCAAAGAAACCAAGUACCUUAAAAACAAAAAAACCUGCAAGAAAGGAAUUAUCAGGCAACAAAUGGUUUGUAGAAAACUAUGAGAAAUCAGACCUGAAAGAUACAAACGAACCAAUAAUCAUCGAAGGUAACAAAGAUGAAUCUAUCUUCAUCGGCAAAUGUUCAGACAUCAUGAUUCAAAUUAAGGGUAAAGUCAACGCAAUUACAUUCAAUGAAACAAUUAAUUGUUCAUUAGUCCUUGAUUCAUGUAUCUCCGGUCUUGAUAUUAUUAAAUCCAACAAAUUUGGUAUUCAAGUAAUCGAAUCAUUACCACAAAUUUCAAUUGAUAAAUCUGAAGGGGGGAACAUUUAUCUAUCCAAAGAUUCAUUGAAUACAGAGGUUUACACUUCUUGUUCAACUACUAUUAAUGUCAAUUUGCCCGUAGGUGAAGAUGAUGAUUUCGUAGAAUUCCCUAUCCCUGAACAAUUAAAACAUACUUUUGAUAAGGGUAAAUUAGAAUCCACUGUUUUUGAACAUGCAGGUUAG